AUGCCCCCAACAGCUGGACCGUCUGAAAAGUCAAAAGCGAAUUGUAAACGUGGUCCUCCCAGUUGUGGAGAAUGUGUCAGGUUAAAGCUCAAGUGCACGAGAACAUGGCCAUGUACAAACUGCGUGAGACGUGGUUGUUCAGCCAUAUGUCCUUCUGGAACCUUACGUCCGAGGGAUGACCUCAAAAUGCAAAAAACCGUCAAGGCUCUUUUGGCAGAAAACGAAGCUCUCAAAGCCGCUCUGGCAGCGAGGAAUGAAGAUGCAGAAGGUGAAUGGGAUCCUUCGAUACCUAUAGAAAACAGAGCGACGGUUCAUCUGAGAAGAGAAUCUGAAGGGUCUCCAGGCGGUCUACCUGAUACAUUGCAUACGGUCUCUCAACUACAUCCUAACUCUGCACACGCUCAACUGGUCUCACCUCAAAGUCAAUCCCAAUCACCCGGUUACACCCCUCCAGCUACAAGAGUGACAACUCUUGAAUCGCGUAUUAUCAGUAGUGUGAGAGAUGAAUCUCAUCUCGCUGCUGUUUCAGGUAGUGGAGCGGGGUUGAUGGAUUGGACGGAUGAGGCUGGUAGGUAUAUAGGUAGAGGAGCGGGAGCUUUGUAUGUUUGUGAAGAUGAAGAUGGGGAGGGUGAGGGUGAAGUGACAGAGAACAAUUCUCCAGCUGGAGACCCAGGCUCAAGUAUGACAUUCCCAUUCAUGGCCUCCGAUCCGUCCGUCUUGAUGCACAUGCACGAAGUCAUGCCACCCAAAUCGGGUGCUCUUGCUCUUUUGCAAAUAUACUACACUCGAGUUGAAUGGAUGUACACCCCAACCGAUCGUCGAGCCAUAGCUUCAACACUCGAAACCAUCUACACACCCGCAUCCAUCAUAACAGGUUUACACAACGUCCCUCCACAUCGACUAGCUACAUUCCUCAUGGCACUCGCUUUGGGUCAUGUCUUUGCGGAUCAUACUUCCCCAGCUCCACAAGCCCAAAGACUUUUCUCUAUUGCUUCGGCGUUACUCACUUUGCCAAGACAUCACUUUAUGGUCAAACAUUCAACCGCUGCGGUGGAAUGUUUACAUAUGAUGGUAUCGUUUUUAUUCUCCACUCAUCAACCUGAAGCUGGGAAAGCUGCUUGGCCUCUGUUAGGGACUUGUAUACGUAUUGCAUGUGCGGUGGGGUUGCAUAGGGACGGAACGAGAUGGGGUUUGGGUGGGGUUGAGAAGGAGAAUAGGGAGAGGUUAUGGUGGGAAUGUAUGACUUAUGAUCUGUUACAAUCUCUCAACUUCGGAAGACCCUAUUCUAUCCCGGUACAUUUAUCAGACUGUCAACCUCCUUCUGAUCCCGAUCUCUACCCUCAUCCAUCCCACAACUCUCAUCCAUCCCCUGCUUCUUUACAAUCCGACCCUUACCCUCGAUCCAAAUGGGACGACCAAUUCCAUCAAUUGAAAUACCGACUAGUAAGAAGGUUCGUACGAAUAGCCGAUUGUCUAGCUUCACCAGAAUUACCACGAUACGACGUUGUCAUGCAACUCGACGGUGAGUUGAGAGGUGUGGAAGCUACCGCACCUAGUUGGUUAAGGUGGCAAACCGAUGGAGAAUUGAGUGGUGGUUGGUCUAAGAGAUCAUUUGAAGAGGUGGGAUCUAAGAGGUAUGAGGAUGGGCAGGGUAAUGGAUGGUCUAAACCUGAUGAAAAUCAAUCUACUUCUGGACGUUCAAAAUAUGGUGAAAUCUCAUCUGAUUGGUCAAAAUCUAAUGACGUCGAGGGUGGUUGGUAUAAACAAGAAAAUCAAGCAAUGGGAAGAGGAGAGAGAUGGAUUGAAGAAAUGACUGCUGGUUUAGGUGAUGAAGAUAAAGAGAAAAGAGUACCUCAAGUUCAUAUGGCAGCUUUGUUAUUACAUAAAGCUUUGUUAGCCUUACAUCGACCAUGGUUCUUCCAAGCUAUCGCCGCGGGUUCUGAACCUCUUCGAAGUCCUUAUGCAGCUUCUUUCCAAGCUUGUAUUUCUUCUGCUAGACGACAUACUCAAAUAAUGGGAUCAUGUUUGAGACGUUGUCCUGGUGCAGCGUAUAGUUGGUGGUUUUUCCUCUUCCACGCAUACACAUCAGCAAUAGUCCAAGCUGCAGUCCUUUUACGUCUACCAAACUCCAUAAUGGCAGAUGAGAUAAGAACGGAUUUUGAUCAAACUUGUGGGAUCAUAGAAGAGAUGGGACCUAAUAGUCGGUUGGCCAGAAGAGCUUUACCUAUGUUGAUGAGACUCAGGGAAAGGUUGGGGUAUGUGGAAGGGGAUAAUGGGGGUUCGGGUGUUGGGACAAGGACGGGGGUAGGGGUAGGUGAUGUGGGUAUGGAUAUGAGUGGAUGGGGACAAGCUCCCGACCCUUUGGGUCCAUUCGCAGAUACAUCCUUACCACCCGAAAUGAGUUUUCCGCAACAUGAAAACCAAGUGGAUCCUCAGAGAUUGGUCGCUGAUCCUGCUCAUAUUUUGUUGAUGGAACAAUUACCUGCUCAGUAUCAAGAUCCAUUAGAAUGGGCGGGGAUGGAUCCGUUGUUACAGACUUUAUUACAUUGGAACGCUCAUUCCGAUCAUGUAACAUAUCCCGAUCCAAGUCAAAUCCUUCAUCCCCGUCCACAUCCACAUGCCCAAUCCCAUCCACAUCCACAUGCCCAAUCCCAUCCCAACGUACCACUAUCAACCUCGAGUCAAUCCAACUCUUCUCUAGGUGAUCAACUAACACCUCCUAAUCAAAUAUCAUGGCAAAUGCCACCACCUCAUCAAUUACCACAAACCUCUUCACAACAUUUAACUCCUAAUUUAAAUCAAAAUACAACACAUUAUCAUCAUCCGACUCAACCUCAAUCAUCUCAUUUAUCUCAAGCUUCCAUGUCACAUUUGAUCCAUUCGACUCAUGUUUCUUCACAUUUACAACCUACCAAUAGGUCUUCUACACGACAAGAUUACACUCAUCAGUAUCCUGGUACCGGUGGUGGUAAUGGUAAUGAACGAUGAUUUCCGACACCUCACCAACUUGAUUGAUAAUGUUCCUGAUCGGUUUAACGAUCCUUGAAAUUCAAACUGUAUGAAUCUUCAAUCUUCAAUCAUCAAUCUUCAAUCAUCAAUCUUCAAUCAUCUUUCAUCUACAUCUUUCAUCUCCGAAUUUGUCCCCGUCAUGAUUAUCACGAGCUUCGAAUGUAUCCUGUCUAUUGUCUAUUUACCAUUCGACCAAGAAUAAAAGUCUUACAUACGCAAAUCUUCGAAUUUUUCCAGCGGGAAACAAAACGGACUAAAUUUCGUUCGAUACUUUUUCUCUCUUAUCACUCACUGUCAAUAUACAUCCGAGUAAUUUGUAUAUAUUGUCAAUUGUUAAUUUUUCGCAUCUGUCCAUUUUGUAUUUACUUUUUGCUGGAUCUUUUUUGUGUAUCCUUGUUGGCAUUGAAGUGUCAUUGUGCAUUUGUAUCAUUUUACGUAUAUAAUCUCGGUUUCAUGCAUGUGCAUUUUGUUUCGG
Tremella mesenterica DSM 1558 is the source of this 3484-nucleotide messenger RNA. RefSeq lists its product as uncharacterized. The transcript has 11 exons. Gene Ontology annotation, biological process: regulation of DNA-templated transcription; DNA-templated transcription. Lineage: Eukaryota; Fungi; Basidiomycota; Tremellomycetes; Tremellales; Tremellaceae. The record is from RefSeq and is a predicted model, not a curated record. The coding region runs from base 1 to 2988 and encodes 995 amino acids. Gene Ontology annotation, molecular function: DNA binding; DNA-binding transcription factor activity, RNA polymerase II-specific; zinc ion binding.